This is a messenger RNA of Trichoderma atroviride IMI 206040, 508 nucleotides long. NCBI's taxonomy places the organism in Eukaryota, Fungi, Ascomycota, Sordariomycetes, Hypocreales, Hypocreaceae. The record is from RefSeq and is a predicted model, not a curated record.
GCGAGCAAAGACGGCUAAGCAGCGCCUUGCCAUUGCCGAUGGUAUUGUUGAUGCCUAAACGGAGCGAAUUAGAGAGAGGGAAGGCCCCGAGUUUUUUUUUUUUCUUUCUCCAAAUGUUAAGUCGGCACAUGACGUGGCCCUGUAACACAACCUCGCGGUUUUUAUCGAUAAUGCUUUUUUUUUUCUAAAACACUUCUCGGACUUUCUUUUUCUUUGCCCAGGGACUGCUAUUUAGAUGCGGAUGGGAACUAUGGGAGGUGCAUGGCGCAGAACGAAGACAAUACGAAGACUCGUACUUUUGAGAAAAGGAAAGAAAAAAAAACUUAUGAGAGGCAUGGAAUUGGAAUUCAUCAGUAAUGGAAAAAAGAGACAUAUAAGGAGGGCCAGGUAUACCGAGGACUCAUGUGGUGGGCAUAGGGCGAGGACUUGGCGAGGAUUGGGACUGAUGUAUGACUAGGUACUUAUUACUUGUAGAGAGGGAAUGUAUUCAAUGCACCAAUUAUACCUA